AUGGAAUUUGGACUGAUGGUUAUCGAGCGGGACCCGGUCUCAAACGAUGUACUGCUGGCCAUGUGUGGUUUCUGUAAGGCUUUUGGACGUGAAGGGAAGUACGAUCAGCUGGUGCAGCAGGACCAGGAGUCUGGAAACGACACCAAGAAGCGGCGCAGGCGCUCGCUGACCACCACCAAGUUCUUUCGAGCCUUCCGUGUCGACAAUAUCCGAAGCCAUUUGCAGGGUGCUCACCCACGGCGCUGGGCAGAAUAUGAGACGCUACCUAAACAAGAGAAUACGAGAGCUCGCUAUCUGCAAUUGCAGGGUGAUUUGCAGACGUACGACCAUCUCCCAAUGGUAGACGACGUGGUACUCGGAGGCCCACCGCUCCAUGCAGAAUCGGACAUGGCUUACGCUCAGUCACAUGCGCAAGCUUCAGCGAUAAGUGAAGCGCAACAUGCGGCAGCACAAGGGGCACAUAAUGGACAUAUCCCCGCUGGAUUCAGUGGAGGUUGUCAAAACAGUACGCAGAUGACAGCGUCCUUGACGUACAAUGCUUCUGGAGCAGCAUCGAGUUCUGGAUCGGGGUCAGCAAACAAUCGUAACACGCAUUUCGACUAUGAAAAACAUUUGACAGAGCAGAUCGCGUUGGACCGUGAGCGGCUAGAGUUUGAGAAGAUGCGGUUUAAAAAGGAGGUCGAACUGCGCGAACGUGAGCUGGCCCUUCGAGAAAAGCACAUGCAACAACAGAUUGUCUUGCAGGAAAAAUUGUGUGAAGCAAACCGCGAGAACGCUCAGAUCGAGGGCGCCAAGUUCUACCGCUUGGCCGAAGUUUUGCGAGAUGCGGUCACAGGAGCCCAAAAUUCAUCGGAAGCGGCUUCUGUCGUAUAAAUACUGUGAAAAAAAAAGUUUUUAUUCUUUCU
This is a messenger RNA of Phytophthora infestans T30-4, 905 nucleotides long. RefSeq lists its product as uncharacterized. Lineage: Eukaryota; Oomycota; Peronosporomycetes; Peronosporales; Peronosporaceae. Bases 1 to 873 code for a protein of 290 amino acids. The transcript is spliced from 3 exons. The record is from RefSeq and is a predicted model, not a curated record.